AUGUCAUUUUUGACAUGGACGGUAAUACUUAUACAGCGUCUUGGAUCAUAUGUUGCUAUGUACGAAUUUGAUAAGAAAAAUGAAGAAUUUGAACUAAGAACCCUUGUUAAACUAAACGACAACCACAUUAACAUUGCCAGAAGCAAAAUGAAAGUUUCAAAUGCAGCACAAGUCUUUAGCCACAAAGUAGCUUCAACAAUGAAAUUGGUGUCUGAUAAUGCCCCAAAGGAAGUUUGCUGGCCAAUGCUGUAG
Messenger RNA from Macrosiphum euphorbiae (potato aphid), 252 nucleotides. The record is from the annotation of a GenBank genome assembly. Lineage: Eukaryota; Metazoa; Arthropoda; Insecta; Hemiptera; Aphididae.